Zingiber officinale is the source of this 3341-nucleotide messenger RNA. RefSeq names its product probable cyclic nucleotide-gated ion channel 20, chloroplastic. The transcript is spliced from 15 exons. The coding region runs from base 196 to 2997 and encodes 933 amino acids. Gene Ontology annotation, molecular function: monoatomic ion channel activity. Gene Ontology annotation, cellular component: membrane. Gene Ontology annotation, biological process: monoatomic ion transport; transmembrane transport. The record is from RefSeq and is a predicted model, not a curated record. Lineage: Eukaryota; Viridiplantae; Streptophyta; Magnoliopsida; Zingiberales; Zingiberaceae.
AUUUCUUUUGGUCAAGAAGCUUCGUUAUGAAGUUCCUACUCAACGCCUUUGUCUACCCGCCCACGGUGAGCUGAUCGCGCCUACCGAUCCUCAGCACGCCUUCCCUUGUCUAUCGCAUUGAACCCGAACUGGUCGGGGGACGGAGUUCCCGCUUCCUUCUUUGCUGCUCGCGGCCGAAGGCUUGGAUCUUGAGAAAUGACUAAUCGUGAAGAUGAUCAUGUCCCCAUGCUGUUGGGAAGCAUUGAAUUGCCAAGAUUUACAGCCAGGAGUGCAUCGAUGUCUAUGCCACCCUCCUUUGCCAUUGAAAAUACCUUUAUAUCUCACACUGGUCCUCUUCGUAUCCAGAGGGCUCCUGAGAUUAGUACUGUAAGUGGCCCUUUGAGUAGGAAUAGGAGGCAUGGAGUUACCAGAAUGCAAAGUAGAUCAAAUGCUGUUACACCUGAAGAAUUUGGCGUCGAUGAUUCGUCUUAUGGUGGUGAUGUCAUGAGAAAUGAACAUUUGCUGAUGUCUGGGCCUUUGGGACUGUGCAAUAAUCCUGAUUGUACUGAGUGCCCUGCAGCUUAUAAAACCAAAAAGGCAUUUCCAAGAAGCUCUAUAUCUACGGAUAAAAAGCUUCAUGACAUUCUAUAUGGGGAUAAUCAUAGCUGGGCUGAAAAAUGGGUUUCGCGGCUGAAUUCAUAUUUCCCGAUUAUGAAUCCUCAUACUAAAGUUGUUCAACAGUGGAACCAGUUCUUUGUAAUAUCUUGCUUGGUUGCAAUCUUCAUUGACCCACUGUUUUUUUUCUUGUUAUCUGUAAAUGAGGAAAAAAAAUGUAUAGUUUUCAACUGGUCUUUGGCAACUGGAAUUGCCGUUGUACGGAGCGUGACUGAUUUCAUUUACUUGUUACACAUGAUUCUUCAGUUUAGACUUGCAUAUGUUGCUCCUGAAUCUAGAGUGGUGGGUGCUGGGGAUCUAGUUGAUCAACCUAAGAAAAUUGCUCUUAAUUAUCUUCGUGGAUACUUUUUCUUGGAUUUGUUUGUUGUAUUACCACUUCCUCAGGUAAUGAUAUUGGCAGUGAUACCAGCUUAUGUGGGGCCAUCGGCAGCAAAUUUUGCCAAAAAUCUUUUACGUGUAACUGUUCUCCUCCAAUAUAUCCCUCGGAUAAUUCGAUUUGUUCCAUUGCUUGGUGGGCAAUCUGCAAGUGGUUUCAUAUUUGAGUCCGCAUGGGCAAACUUUGUCAUUAAUCUUCUUAUGUUUGUAUUGGCUGGACAUGUGGUUGGUUCAUGUUGGUACCUUUUUGGUUUACAGGUAAUGAUAUUGGCAGUGAUACCAGCUUAUGUGGGGCCAUCGGCAGCAAAUUUUGCCAAAAAUCUUUUACGUGUAACUGUUCUCCUCCAAUAUAUCCCUCGGAUAAUCAGAUUUGUUCCAUUGCUUGGUGGGCAAUCUGCAAGUGGUUUCAUAUUUGAGUCCGCAUGGGCAAACUUUGUCAUUAAUCUUCUUAUGUUUGUAUUGGCUGGACAUGUGGUUGGUUCAUGUUGGUACCUUUUUGGUUUACAGAGAAAUUCAAAAUCUUUUGACUUAUUCAAGUUAUCAUGUAUACUUAUUUCUUCUCUUUCACAAAUGAAGGUAAUGAUAUUGGCAGUGAUACCAGCUUAUGUGGGGCCAUCGGCAGCAAAUUUUGCCAAAAAUCUUUUACGUGUAACUGUUCUCCUCCAAUAUAUCCCUCGGAUAAUUCGAUUUGUUCCAUUGCUUGGUGGGCAAUCUGCAAGUGGUUUCAUAUUUGAGUCCGCAUGGGCAAACUUUGUCAUUAAUCUUCUUAUGUUUGUAUUGGCUGGACAUGUGGUUGGUUCAUGUUGGUACCUUUUUGGUUUACAGAGAGUAAAUCAGUGUCUACAGGAUGCCUGUACUUUGUCUCAGCUUCAAAAUUGUAGAACUUUGAUAGAUUGUGGUGAAUUUGAUGAAGGACGUGUUGAUGGAAUGUGGGUUAAUGAUUCCAAUUCUAUUUCUUGCUUUGACACUGAUAAGGGAAACUUUAGUUAUGGGAUCUACCAGCAAGCUGUUUUGCUAACCACUCAACAUAGUGCUGUACAAAGAUAUAUUUAUGCUCUAUUUUGGGGUUUUCAGCAAAUAAGUACCUUAGCGGGUAAUCUAGUUCCAAGUUAUUUUGUGUGGGAAGUUUUGUUCACUAUGGCGAUCAUUGGAGCGGGGCUGCUUCUUUUUGCCUUGCUUAUUGGGAAUAUGCAAAAUUUUCUCCAGUCUCUUGGUAGAAGGAGACUAGAAAUGCAACUUCGACGACGUGAUGUUGAACGAUGGAUGAGCCAUCGGCGAUUACCUGAAGCAUUAAGAAGGAAAGUAAGACAAGCUGAACGAUUUACAUGGGCAGCUACUCGGGGCAUUAACGAAGAACAGUUACUAGAAAAUCUGCCAGAGGACAUACAAAGAGAGAUACAUCGCCAUUUUUUUGGGUUCCUCAACAAAGUUCGCAUUUUCACCCUAAUGGAUGAACCAAUGUUAGACGCCAUGUACGAGAAGUUAAAGCACAAGGUGUUCAUUAGAGGAAGUAACAUCUUUUAUAAGGGAGGGCCAUUUGAAAAGAUGGUUUUCAUAGUCCGUGGUAAAUUGGAAAGUAUUGGAGCAGAUGAAAACAUAGCUCCCUUAGCAGAGGGUGAUGUAUGUGGCGAGGAGCUCCUUACAUGGUAUCUUGAGCACAGUUCAGUAAAUCGAGAGGGAGGGAAAAUUCGAUUCCCAGGAUCGCGAUUGUUGUCAACUAGAACUGUUAGAUGUCUAACUAAUGUUGAAGCUUUUGCACUCCAUGCUGGCGAUCUAGAAGAAGUCACUACAUUGUUCUCCCGGUUCUUGAGGAACCCACGCGUACAAGGAGCUAUCAGGUAUGAAUCACCAUAUUGGAGAAACAUGGCUGCGACGCGGAUUCAAGUGGCUUGGAGAUACCGGCAGAAGCGUUUGAAGCGUGCUAGCAUCACAAACAAUUUGUCUGCUAAUCAUACAGCUCGACGCUGAACAUGGAUCACCUUAAUCUGCAAAUGCUAUACCUGUCAUUUAUGCCCAUAAUUAUACAAGGCUUUUUGAAGCAUGGUCUUCUACAUCCACAAUUUCCCUCAGGAUUUCGAUUGAUAGGGAUUCAAGGUAGCAUGAAAAUUUUGAUGAAUCUCUCUCAUAUGAUGUCUGCCAUUGUUUAUGUGAAUACGGUUGAUGUUGGACUAGUAUUUUGUUGUAUUAUCUGCCUCAUGGUCGAUGUAUUCAUGUGCAUCGCAUGUGCCUCAAUUAGGUUUAAACUUGAAGACUGUUAUUGGGCUAUAAUUGUCAAGAAACCGAGAUCUUUCAGUGGAGAAAAUCAAUUAUAU